Messenger RNA from Cooperia oncophora, 351 nucleotides. Lineage: Eukaryota; Metazoa; Nematoda; Chromadorea; Rhabditida; Trichostrongylidae. The record is from the annotation of a GenBank genome assembly.
AUGCGAUGUGUAAUUGUACCGGUUGGAGGCGCAGGAUCUGGUAAAUCUACUCUGGUGCGGCACAUUAUUAAUACUAAUCUCCAACGUGAAGGACCACCGAUAUACUUACUUGAUACCGAUGUUGGUCAGAGUGAAUUCACUCCCGCUGGUUGCUUGUCUCUCUGGAAAAUAUCCGAUGCUAUACUCGAUGUUCCAUGCACGCAUCAAGCUCGAAUCUACCCAUGUUGCUACUUCUUUGGUAAUAUAACUCCGGCUGACGAUGAUGAAAGAUAUAAGGUAGUCUCCAGUUAUUGCUGUUUAUCACUCAAAAAUUCGUACAUAAAUUUCAGCACAAAAAAAAUCAACAAGUAA